GACACGCUAAUGAAGGUGAUCGAGCCUAUGCACGGGCAAAUGGACGCGCCGCGACGCUGGUGGCGCAGAGCAGUUGACGACCUCAAGGCCAGCGGACUCAAGCAGCACCCCCUGGGCCCAUGUCUUGUCGUUAGCUACGAUAAGGACGGCAACUGCGACGGGUUUGUUUUACUCUAUGUGGGAGACGUGCUCGGAAGAGGCGAUCGCAAGCCUGGCAGCAACUGCGACGACGUCAUCGAGGCAGUCAAGAGGAAGUUCAAGUUUCGAGAAUGGAUCGAGGAGGACGAGGUGGAGCACUGCGGAUCGGAUUUACAUCAGACCACCCACUGGGGCAACAAGCACUCCAACGGCGCCGAGGUAAACGAGACGCUAAGGUUCUACAGGCAGAACGCGGGCGUCGGCCUCAAGAUGAAGAAGUUUGGCAAGGUCAGCGACAUCGUGCUCGCGGCGAUGGCGGACGCAGCCUGGGGAGUACGCCAAGACGGAUCUAGUUACGGAGGCUACGUGACCAUGGCAUUCCACUCUAAGGUAUUCGACGGCGAGGCUAGCCGGGUCAUCGCUACAUGCAGAAUCCCAGCAGCAGCAGGUAUGGACACGCGAGAAUUUGCGAAGCGAUUCUGGGCAGCCCUCAUCUACGACAUUGUCAACGUCAACGUCGACGAGAGCACGCACUACGCAGGAGAGUCAGCACUCGCGAUCGAAGCCAAGGCACUCGACGACGCAACCAAAAAGGAUAUCAUCACCAGCUUCCAGGACAAGCGGCCCGGCAUCAAGGUACUGGCACUACGGGAACGUAUUGAGGCUACACAGACGCAGUGGAAGUUGGUCUCAUCAGAGCGGCAGUAUGCGGACGGACUCACGAAGUUAGAAGCAAG
This is a messenger RNA of Prorocentrum cordatum, 875 nucleotides long. NCBI's taxonomy places the organism in Eukaryota, Dinophyceae, Prorocentrales, Prorocentraceae. The record is from the annotation of a GenBank genome assembly.